AUGGUGAUCGGAGCAGCGAGCGAGGAGCCCGAGCCGAUCAAUCCGGCGGCGGUGUGGCCAGCAGCGGUCGGGGCCGUGCUCCAGCCGCGCCUGCGCCCGCCUCCGCUCCCGGCCGCCCCUCUUCACCGUCGGCGGGCGCGCGCCGCGCUGCAGUGUGUCGCGGCGUUACGUCACGAACGCAUCCAUCGUCAUCGGAGGCUGCCUCAACACCAAAAGUCUGACACCGUGCUCUGUUACACACUAUGCAAAUUAACAAUAUUUAAGCAAAUUCUCAUCGCGUGUUUCAGUGGAAAAUAUUAA
This is a messenger RNA of Danaus chrysippus (African queen), 300 nucleotides long. NCBI's taxonomy places the organism in Eukaryota, Metazoa, Arthropoda, Insecta, Lepidoptera, Nymphalidae. The record is from the annotation of a GenBank genome assembly.